Messenger RNA from Sesamum indicum (sesame), 1213 nucleotides. RefSeq names its product E3 ubiquitin-protein ligase ATL23. The record is from RefSeq and is a predicted model, not a curated record. NCBI's taxonomy places the organism in Eukaryota, Viridiplantae, Streptophyta, Magnoliopsida, Lamiales, Pedaliaceae.
AAUAUGGUGCAAAAUUUUCCAACCUUAACGAGGAGACGUUCCGACAAAACCAUAAAGGAAAAGAUAAAGAAAUAGCGUCAAUCUCUUCCCACCGCCACCGCCACCGCCACCGCCGCCGCCACGGUCACCUAACUCCCCCUCUACCCACCUCCAGCACCUUUUUAUCUCCUUCACCAAAUCCGUCUAAAUCUAAAAAAAUUUUCUGCUAUUUUUAGUAUUUGGCCAGAAAAACAAAAAAUAGUAUAAGUUUUCCAAAAUCCGCUCUACAUGCCAAUUUCCAACCAAGAAAACCACCGCCGCAUCUACCACCGUUCUCCGCCACAAUACCUCAGCAGGGGCCAGAGAAAAAUACUCCUAUUCUUACUCAAAUGGAUAAUCAUGGUUGUCGUAAUAGCCAUCUUCCUCUUCUUCCUGGGCUUCGCCGCCGUUGCCCUGUUCCACCUUCUCUUGUUGUCCAACACUUUCAACCGCCGGUGUACCCGCUUCUUCCAUCCCAACAGCGCCGCUGCAGCUGCGGCUGAAGGGUUACCUCCGAUGCAGGAUAUUUUCCCAGUCGUCGCUUAUAGCGUCGCAGCUUUUCCAAGGGGAUCUGAUUGCGCAAUUUGCUUGGAUUCGUUUGAAGAAGGGGAUGAGUGUAGGAAUCUUCCGGUUUGCAAGCACUUGUUUCACGCGAAAUGUGUGGAUCGGUGGAUUGGCAAGAAACCCACUUGCCCCGUUUGUCGAACCCGGGUUGACCUGGAUCCUGCAGGGCUGGCAGGGUCAAGAAUUUGGGAAGAUGAUCGAUGGAAGAGGCUUUAGGCUGUUGAUUUGAGGAGGGAACUUCUUAUUGAAUAUUGGUGGCUUGACAAGUAGAAGGAAAUUCAAGAAAUUGGCUGUGGACACUUUCUAUUACUGCAAAUGGAUGAUGUUUUGUAAGUCUAAAAUCCGUGACCAUACAAUGCUUCUGCCUUUUGUGACUUCGCCUAUGUACAUGUAUCCUUUUUGGAAAUGAUCACAUACCUUAAGAUUGUUAGUUUCGCUUUUGAUUUAGUCUGGUGGAUACCCUUUCUUCUAAAAUCAAUUAUGCUGAAAUGAUUGUGAGGAUUACAGUUUUGUUAAGGAUAGAGUUGUGGGCAAUAAUCAUUUCUAGUAUUUUCAGAGCAGUUUGGAUGAGACUUGUCUCUAAAAUGUCCUGAAAAAUUUCAAGAAUACUAGAAUGUACAAUUAGAAUUAA